AUGGAAAUGGCCAAGCCCUUUUUGAAGCUCACGUACCGCAAGACGUUCAUUGACUGCGAACUCGAGGAGCAACCAAGCAAGACUCCACUGGAGCUUAAACGUUCGGUGAGCUUGCCAUCCAUCGAGCUCACCAGGUCAGAGGACGAAUGCCAUGAAGCGACUUACUUGAACCAUCUCACGCAUAAGCUGUCGGAGGAGAAAUCGGAUUGGUCUGGCAGCCCCACCUCGACCGUGAGCACCGCCUGCGACUCUGAUGAAGUGACUCCGUGCCACGAGAUCGAGAUGCCGUCAUCGCCGAAAUUGGCCUUCCAAUUGUUGCCGAGCCCAGGGACCCUGGGACAUCCAGAAGUGUGCCGUCGUCCUUGUAUGCAUUUCCAGAUUGGGCAUUGUGACAACGGAAGCUCCUGCAACUUUUGUCACGAAGCUCAUCCACACAAGACAGCCAAGCUGGACAAGAAGCAGCGGCUGCUCCUGCAAUCACUGAAGAUCCAAGAGUUCACUGCGCUGAUUGCACAAGAAGUGAGGGAACGGCCAAAUUCAGGUGUCCCUGCUGGGGCUGCGGAGGAGCUUCUUGCUGCCUUGGAAGAUGAGGCGCAGGGCGCUCCGCUGCCUCGCAUCCCCGACCGCGACCUGCGAAACCUGCGCAAGACCUUCGUGACCUUGGCCGGGUAUGGGUCUUGGGUGUUGGACGGCUAA
Messenger RNA from Durusdinium trenchii, 696 nucleotides. The record is from the annotation of a GenBank genome assembly. NCBI's taxonomy places the organism in Eukaryota, Dinophyceae, Suessiales, Symbiodiniaceae.